AUGUUCGACAUACUUCCCAAAUUCCAGGAUGCUGCACUCAUCACAAUCCUAUGUAUACUCCCACUCCUCAUCCUCAACCACAACCUACACCAACAAAAACAAAAACAACCACAAGGUUGCCGGAAAUUAAACCUCCCCCCAGAAAAAAGCAACCUCCACGACGAACACUCCCCCAAAUACGCCCAGGGCGUCCCAGAAACGCACCACGACCCCAACGGCAAGCCUUCAUGGCGCAUCAAAGCUCUAUUCACAUAUCCGAUCAAGAGCUGCGCUGGCGUCGAAUUGAAUGUAUCUGAUGUUGUGCCUACGGGUUUGAAGUAUGACAGACAAUUCUGUUUUGCGGAGUAUGUUGUGCCUAAGCAGCAGGAUGCUGAACCGUAUUGGACGGCGAGGACGCUUCGUGAUAAGCGGUUUGAGAGAAUGGCAUUGAUUAGGUCGGAGGUUUGGGUGCCUGAUUCUAGGGUUGGGAGUUAUGCGCCGGAUUUGGAUGAGGUGAAAUCUGAGGGUGUGAUGGUUAUCUCCUACCCGCGGACAUUCUCUGGUGCCAUGUCUUUCCUGGGGGAACUGGGAAUAGCAUUGGGCGUCAUAUCCAAAGAGCACUCCUUCCAAAUUCCCCUCUCACCACCCCCAGACAACCUCUCAUCGUACCCUAACACCCCCGUCAAAAUCUGGAAAGACUUCCCCAUGGCCUACAACUACGCCCACCACCUCCCCUCCUCUCUCUAUGACUACCUGGGCUUUGACUCGGGCUCACAACUAACCCUCUUCCGUGUAAAUCCCUCUCACCACCGCGAAAUCUUCCGCUGCGCACCCCCAAAGCAAACCCUAGGCUUCCAAACGGUCACCGGCUUCGCAGACGCUUACCCAAUCCACCUCCUUAGCCUGUCCAGCGUGCGAGAUGUAGGCUCGCGCUGUGCUGAUAUCCCGCGGCUGAGUAUUCGGCGGUUUCGCGCGAAUAUCAUCGUUCAAGGUCCGGGGGCUUUUGAGGAGGAUCACUGGAAGAGGAUUGGGAUUGGUGGUGCGGGUGGUGGUGUUGAGAUUCACACGGUCUGUCGCACGGUGAGGUGUCGGUUGCCGAAUGUUGAUCCGGAUACUGGGGUCAAGCAUCCUAGUGAGCCGGACCGGACGCUGAGGGGAUAUCGGAGGAUUGAUCCGGGGUGUUUGACGUAUGCUUGUUUGGGGAUGCAGCUUGUCCCGGCUGUGGAGAGGUUUAGGAUUUCGGUGGAUGAUCCAAUUUCCGUGCUAGAGACCGGGGAGCACUUUUAUAUUAAGAUGUUGGCGCCGGGGGAGAGGGUUCCCGGAGAAUAG
Aspergillus ruber CBS 135680 is the source of this 1308-nucleotide messenger RNA. Its product is annotated as MOSC domain protein. The coding region runs from base 1 to 1308 and encodes 435 amino acids. The record is from RefSeq and is a predicted model, not a curated record. Lineage: Eukaryota; Fungi; Ascomycota; Eurotiomycetes; Eurotiales; Aspergillaceae. Gene Ontology annotation, molecular function: pyridoxal phosphate binding; catalytic activity; molybdenum ion binding. The transcript is spliced from 2 exons.